Bombus pascuorum is the source of this 5498-nucleotide messenger RNA. Its product is annotated as zinc finger protein 628-like. Lineage: Eukaryota; Metazoa; Arthropoda; Insecta; Hymenoptera; Apidae. The record is from RefSeq and is a predicted model, not a curated record. Gene Ontology annotation, cellular component: nucleus. Bases 652 to 1866 code for a protein of 404 amino acids. The transcript has 6 exons.
AGAAAAGCCGAGCAGGUAGGCAGCAGAGCCACGGCCAGACUGCGACGCGCGCUCCACGCGAGACCGUGCGUGUACCCUCGUCGGUCAGACCGGGGUCAGUCAGGGUCCUGCUGUUAGCCAGGACGCUUCGAGAGUAUCUUCCGGAAGAUCAAGCAACGGACAGCUGUCGAGCUACCCGUGCAACUCUUCUUUGCUCUACGGGUCAUCCGAUUCCGUCUACUUGCUCGUUUCAUCGACCGUCUGUGGCGAUUUCACGAAAAUUACUCUGUUACGAACUGCGUACAACGUUACUUGCCUGUGAUAGAAAAAUCAUCUGGCUGGAAAGAGUGUUGAAGAUACGUUUCUUAGAGAAGUGUUACUCGUCUUGCAUCUGGAAUAAUCGAUUCCAAACAUCGAACUGAACCGCCUUGGACGCGCGAACCGGGUACCAGACCGCGACCUUGGCGAACCACGUGGAGAAUCGCCAGAGAGCAACCCAGUGAAUGGGAAAACUGUACGUGUGUCGGGACUGUCUGUGGGGUUGAUACCGAUUGUGUACGUCGUUUGUGAGUUGCUGGAUCUAGUGUCAAUAGAAAGAGACUACGAUUCGCUGCUUGCCUCCAUGAACAGUCGCAAGACUUAGGAGACUGAUCGAUCGACCAAUCGGACGCAAUGUGCGAAGCGGUGCCGCGUACUUGGUACAUGAAACCGGAACUUCACUACAGUGCCAUUGGAGUUCCGGCGGGCGCUCUGUCACCCCCGGCCACACUUUCACCGCCUAGCAGCCCUAGCGUCACGCUGCCGCCUUCGCCGUGGAGUCCUGGCGCGGCAGGAAGUAGCUUGAACACCGCGGCGACAUCCUCCAAUCCUUCGGUUUCCUCCUCGAGCCUCGGCCAACCAACACCGGACCGUUUCAGCGCUUUCACCCUGGUCUCUACCUGCAAUCCCGACGCCAGACUUCAGAAUCUACCACUGACCACCACAACUACGGCACGAGAGAUGCGUUGUGGUCUGAUGUAUGGUGGUUAUGGGUCGACCGGGGCUGCAUGGUGGGCUGCUCAACACCAGUUGAGCCUCUUGUUGCCCCAUUCCCUGUUACCACCCUCGAGGAUUUCUAAUCAGCAAACUACACCGGUUGCAAAUUGCUCACCUAUUCAGCCGGAACCCCUGAACACGUCCAGAGCUGGCUCGCCACGAAGAUGCACCCCGGAGAAGGCGAAGUUCGAGGAGGAGGCGCCGCUAAACUUAAGUACCAAACCUAAUGACGUUUCGUCCACCAUGAAUCGAAAAAGCGAAAUUUGGUCACCGGGAACAGUCUGCGAGAGGGAAGCGAAAGAAACCAGGAUACUAUCAUCCAGUAGUCCAUCCUCGACACCUGUAAUCACUCGACAGAUCCAUCAUUCACCAUUGACACCGCCCUCCUCUUCGGAAAGGACAUUCCAGUGUAAACAAUGUGGAAAAGCCUUCAAACGUUCAAGCACUCUCAGUACUCAUCUUUUAAUACACUCUGACACUAGACCGUACCCUUGCCAAUAUUGUGGCAAGAGGUUUCAUCAGAAAUCAGAUAUGAAGAAGCACACUUACAUUCAUACCGGUGAGAAGCCGCAUAAAUGUGUGGUAUGUGGCAAAGCGUUCUCUCAGAGCAGCAAUCUGAUCACGCACAUGCGCAAGCACACGGGCUACAAACCGUUCCAGUGUGGUCUCUGCGACAAGGCGUUCCAGAGGAAGGUGGAUCUGCGACGACAUCGAGAAGGACAGCAUCCAGCCGCCCCGGCGCUCGAUUAUCGCUCCCUCCAACUACCCUCGCAGCCCGCCAAUGUCAAACACUCUCCACCUCUACAACCUGCCCCCGGUUAUCACAUGAUACCUGUCCCCGGUAAUAGUUGAGAUUCUUUCACGAUUUUGUCACGAACACCGUCUGCCUGUCAUUUCCUUCUUCUUGCUCUUUGUCCCCGCGUAAAUGCUGAAGAGGCACAGUUGAAGAGAGAGAAGAGAAUCGUUGGAAAGUGAUUGUGGUGAAUUUGAAAUAGAUUUGCAGAUAAGUACUAUACAUAGCAAAAUGAGAGAUAAGGAAGAGAUGGAUAUGCGGAUCCAAAUUGGAAGAUAAUGGAUGGAUAGGAUGAUGUAGUAUGUGUGUAGGAUGUUGAGAGGUUUAUUGGUAGAAAGAAAAUAAAAGGAUAAGAAAAAGAGCGUGUGUUAUUAGUAUCAAAUAGAUAUGAAAUCUAUUCUUGUUUCGAUGACUGCGGUAGAUUUGAAAUUCAAGUAUUCUUUAGGGAUGUUGCUAUAGCUACAUUUAGUAAAGCUACACUUUGUUCAGAUUUUAACAAUUCUCAGAGAAAUUCCUUAAAAAAGAAAAAUUCAAAUCGAAAGAAAUAUUGUAAUAUUAGAAAUUGAGUUUUUUACAAUUGCUAUGUCACGAAUAAAAGAAUCAUAUUUUAACAAAUUUCAUAAUUUCCAUUACAACCAACGAUCGUACAAAGAGAACUAUCUUCUUUCCAAACGACUCGAAUCACAUGUUUCCACAUCUUUGGAAUAUUAAAUUUUUUCUCAACACCCUCUAUUCACGCUCGUAUACAAAAUACAGAAAUAGAAGACCACAAGAACAAACGAGGAAGAAUGCUCGAUUAUACGAUGCACGGUAGUUCGAUAGAGAUUCAAAGCGGACAAAAAUACGUGAUCAAAGAAUCACACAUUCCACAAACAAUCGCUUGUAUUUCGAACGCAACAAAUUUGCAUUUUCUAUCAUCAAAGGAGGAUUCGAACUGCGUAACGAACAUAUUAGAUAUAGGCAGACACCUGUUCCAAGUGGCUGGCUCUACUAAUAACCGAUUCUUGUAACCCUGCGAGCUGUUCAACAAAAAAAUGCCUUAGGGGAGGCACGCUUUUGCAUAUUUCUCGAGCUAAACUAGCGGUCCUCGGCGAGUGUUACGAGAUCGACCACUGUUUUGAGAGGUAAGGAAACCUUCAGCCGUCCAUUAUUGCUGUACUUUCGGUAUGUAACGUACGUGUAUAUAUAUAAAUAUACAUCUUAUGUAGAUAUAGAUUGACAAAAAUUAUAUAUAUAUAUGUGUGUAUAAUUAUAUAUAUAAUUAUAUAUAUGUAUAUAUAUACACGCAUUCAAGCAAGCAGAUACGUGUGUAUACAUAUGUACACGUAUAUACAUAUACGUGUAACGUGCAAAAAUACGUAUUUAGGAAAAGUUAAAGAAAUUGUAGAAGACUUAACUAAUUCUUUAGUUAAAAGAAAAAAAGUACUGAUUUUCGAUAUUGAAUUCAGCAACGUAUUUCGCGAAAAAGAAAGAACGUUAUCGUGUGCUUGCAUGUGUGUACACAUAUAUCGGCGCGUAUAAAUCCGUAUAAUAUUAUAUCCGAGCCAGCGUUACCAAUUGCACGUGCAGGGUUUUCAAAUACUUAGUUGUAUGCUCAUUUACAUUUAGAAGCGAUUUUACUAAUCACUUAAUCGCUCGAGUGGCAAUCUGUCGAGUGAAAUAUAAUUCCGUAGAUCUUCGUAUUUUAUAUAAAAAUAUAAAAACGAUUUGUUAGUGUUGUAAGAAAAAUGUACAAACAAUCUUGUAACAUAUCUGAUCUUUAGAAAACCUCGUUUUUCCUUUAAAGAUUAUUAAAAUGAAUAUAAAAUGAAUUCGUGCGACGAUUAAAUCUGUGGGACGAAAAAUAAUUGAAUUUGAAUCUUGUAAAACUCGUCUCUAAAAGAGACAACAAUGACGAAGAUACAGAAUAAAGUGUAGCUAAUUGUAAUUAAAUUGCCACUCGAGAGAUUGAAAAGUAAGAAGUUCUUUCGAAGUGUGUUUUUAUAUAAUAAUUAAAUAUCGAUCAAGUAUCGAUUAAAUGUACAGUUGUGCCGCAAAAAUCACCAUGCUGCCCGAUAUUUUUCAUAUUUUUUACUAUUUCUACCUCCUGCAAUCAGACUCACGAGUGCACAGAAGGUCUAUUUCAAAGGAACGUAUCUUAUUUAAACUAAUCGUUUUUAUUAAUAACUCUAUUUCAUCGUACUUUUUAGUUCAGGAAUUUUUUAUCGCAAAUACGAAGAUGAAUUAUUAUUAAAAAUAAGUGGAUUUUUCUUAACAAAGCAAUGUAAUUGUUUAGCUACUAUUCGCGAGAUUUUGUUUUUUAACAGCGCAAACAUUUAAUUAUUUUAGGAAAUAUAUACGAAAUUCAUAUCUAGAAUUGUAAAAAAUGUGUAUGGAUAAUAUUAAUUUUAUGUUUAGGUAGAAAUCUUAUUUUUUAUUAGUUUGUAAAAUUCCUUUUUCGAAAAGUAUAGAAAUUAUAUAAAGAAUUAUAUUUUCCAAAACCAAAGAAAUGUUUAUUCAUCUUGUGCAAUUAAUAUUAAUUUUAUUUAGAUUCUCAUAGCGAAAUUAAAUGACAAAAUCUCGUGCUUUUUAUUUGCGAUAAAAAUUUCUGUUUAAAUACUGAAACUCCACUGGUGCCAUCGAAAGCAAAAAAUAAAAUUUUGUCCGAGCAAAUUAACAAAAAGACGCACACUUUUCAAAUGCCAUAAAUAGGAAACUUGUAACUUUUUAUCAGCAAUUUCUCAAGCUUAGAACCACUUGUUAAAGAAAUUAUUAGCUAAGCGUUGUUCUUCGAUACGUUCCGCCUUCAAAUUGAACUAACUGCACAAAAGUUAUUGCGAAAGGAAAAAAUUCGAGAACGAUGUAUUGUAAAUAAUUUGAUGUUCUCGUCGAAUUAGGAGAGAAACGAGGCAGAAAGGGAAAAAAAGGACUAAACGAUUUCAUUAGAAAUUUGAUGUCUGGCAAAGAAUCAUAGCGGCUAGAGGACCAAAGAUAUAUUAUAAGUCGGACCUAGUCUAAUGGUAUUGUUCGGGUAGAGAUAAAAAUUCAGUGAAAAUGUAAAUUGCCACUCCCGAAAAUUCACCAAAGACUUUGGUCCUUUUUUGCGUACAUACGAAUUGUAUUAUAUCUACUAUUAAGAUUAAUCGAUCGCCCAAUUGAGAGCGCAAACUUGUGAAAACGAGACGUCACCGUAAGAACUUGAUAUUUUUUCAAUGUCUCUAAUUACAAUCGUCGAAAUAAUUGUUAAACCGUGCGAUCGCGUCUUAUGGUUAUGACCGUAAUUAUCGAAUUUUAAUACGUCGAUGAACAAAGAGUUGUAUUCGAUCGAAUAAUCAAUCUUAACCCUGCAAUUAUUGUAAUUAAUUCGUUCUUAUCACCUGUGGAUCUUUAAGAUCUGCCUUCUUGGAAAAUAUCACAGCCACUGAUUUUCCACGAUUUUUCAACGAAGUAAUCGUAAUAAUUCUGUAAAUUUCUUUGGAACGUUUGAUUAUGACAAAAUGAUAAUUUAAGGGUUAACGAUUAGUAAAAUUUAGAUAAGGAAGAAAGACCGAUAGAUCGAUAAGUAGAUUUAAUCGUGUGAGAGCGUGAGAGGCGUGCGAUUGUCGAGCGUAUUCGCCAGGGACUUAUAUUAAUAGGUAAACCAAAAAAUAUGUUCAUAAUUGGUAUAAAAAUGGUAUCAAUUGAAUAAAUUGUUUUUCUUACAAAAUACAUA